CGAUACCGAAGUCCGAACUAACGUUGCCGCGACAGCCAUACGGUAUACUCCAACUCUAUCGUUGCCACAAAAACUCCAAGACGGUUUAGCUGAUCACACUCAAGUGAACCGUCACAGACGACGAAGUAGACGCACAUCUGUACAUAGUCAGGGUCACAUUAAAUGCAGAGAGAUGCGUCUGAUCUUGCAGAAGUUCAGAAUUAAUACUACGUAAGUCAAAUUUAAGUGCCCUGAGCUCAACCCGGCCGGGUCCGUAGUACCGUUAGCCUCGCUGAUGACCAUCUCUGAGAUGGCGAACACCGAAGAUGAUGAUCCUGUUCGAGAUCAUACCGCCAUUGGAGACGAGCUGUAUACCCUGUUUGGAGAUCAGGGUGAUCUGCAAGCCCUUCAGCUAGCUAUUGGUCAUUACAACGCAGCCCUCACUGAAGAUGUCCUUGACUCUCAAUGCAGCAGAAGUAACCAACUUUUGAAGCUGGGUACUGCACUGUCUCGGCGUUUCGAUCUCGUUGGUGAUACUGCCGACUUGGACAUUGCCAUCGAUUGUCACCGUGUGGCCAUUGACCUUCAAACGCCAGACAGUCCUGAUGUCCCCAUCAUGCACGUCAAGCAUGCUCAAAUGCUCAUGAAGCGCUUUGGGCUCCACGCAAACCAACCAGACCUUGAUCUCGCAAUUGAGCAAUAUGCAUGUGUCUCCGAUCAAACCGAUCCUACACAUAAAGCAUGGCUGGUUGCCCUCGCCGAUACACUGGUCACUCGCUUCUCUCAUCAGGGGAACGUCAGAGACCUCAGCCAAGCUAUUCACCUAUAUGAGUCUGUAGUCAACUUCGAUGCAUCCAACGCACCCACUUUUGUGCUUGGGAAUCUAUCCCUCGCGCAUUUCUUUCGCUACCAACAGGAAGGUGACGCUCCAGAUCUCACAUCAUCCAUUGCCUACUCUACAGCAGCUCUCGAUAAGAUAUCCUCCGAAGAUCAAAACCGUUCCGUCCUGCUCAAUAACCUUGCGAACGGCUUAAUUUCUCGCUUCAAAAAGCUCGGGAGCACUGAUGACUUGGAGCAAGCCAUCAAGUCCUAUGGUUGUGUUGUUGAACUAUGUCCAGCGGAGCACAAAGGGCGCCUCCAUGCCCUCAGUAAUCUCGCGAGUGCAAUCAUGACCCGUUACGAACUGCAAGCGUCUCUAGCAGACCUUGACAUCUCCUUGAGUUACUUUCAUGAAGCGCUCGAGAUUUGCCCCAGAAACCAUCCAGAUCGCUCCACAUUGCUCGAUAACCUUGCGACCACCCUCCGCAAGCGUUUUGAACGCACCGGUGACAUAGUUGACUUGGAAACAGCCAUCGAAAAUCACUAUGAAGCACUACAUGUCUUGCCGCCGUCUCAUCCCCAUCGCUCUGAUACAUUAUGCUCGCUUGGGAAUGCCCUCCAGUCCCGGUUUGCGUUUCAGGGGGAUCCUGAUGACCUUGAUGCAGCUGUAGACCGCUACAGCGAGGCCCUCCGCCUGCGACCUCCAUCACAUCCAGAGCGUGCUGAUUUGUUAAACAACCUUGCCAACCUAGGUGCUUCUGCAUUGGAACUACGUGAAGGAGGCAAUGACUAUAGAUUGUCCUCUCAUGUGGUGCUAGCUCACGCAAAAGGUCUCAAAUACGAACUUGAGGGUGACCCUGCCAUGCUUCAAGCUGCAUUUCAGCAUCUUGACGAGGCACGCAGUAUGUGCACUCCUGGCUGUCCGUCCCUUCUCAACAUCUGGGAAGAGUAUUCCCGUAUCCACCUUCGUGCCUACUCCAAGGCGCCGCAAUCUACAAACCGCAUGGAGGAAGCAUUUCGGUACUUUAGAAUGGCAUCAACUCACACAUCCGGGGGUUCGCUGCCAAAAUUCGACGUUGCAUUACGAUGGAUUAAAGAAGCGGAGAUACACAAGCACUCGUCAGCACUGGAUGCCCACCAGAUUGCUUUGAGCAUGUUCGACCGCCAUGUCACGAUGAUGCCAUCCAUAGAGUCACGACAUCGCAUAGUGCGUAAAUACGCAGCUUCGUUGGCUGUAGACGCCGCAUCGUGUGCUCUCAGACGUGGGCUGGUCACACUCGCCGUGGAGAUGCUGGAGCACGGACGAGGUCUUCUAUGGACAUACCUCGCGCGUUUCCGGACGCCGCUGGAUGACUUGCAGAGCGCCGGUGAACAUGACUGUCAACUAGCCUCUGAGUUUCUAAGGCUGAGCUCCCUUCUCGAAGACGCAGCCUGUGGUGCUGUGACUGAAGAGGGGUUACACCACUACCGAUGUCUCCUCCGGGAAUGGGACGGUGUAGUAGAUCAGAUUCGGCUCGUAGACGGGUUCGGUGACUUUCUUCUCGCACCGAGCUUUUCUAAGCUUAAGGAAGCUGCAAAGAAUGGGCCAGUGAUCAUCACCAAUGCCAGCCGAUACUCCUGUGAUGCAGUAAUCGUCCAUCACAAGCACGACCCAAUCCAUAUCCCUCUGACUGACAUCAACGCAUCUGAUGUCCUUCGAUUGUCUUCCCAGUUCAGGGACAUUGCUACCAACCGCGAUAGAGGACGUUCCACAGAAAGGCAGCUUACCGAGUUACUACGUCAAAUAUGGGACACUGUCGUCUUUCCUGUGGUCAAAAAACUAGAAUCCUCUCUUCACCUUCCCAAAGGUUCGAGGAUAUGGUGGUGUCCCACUGGCCGUUUCAAUAGCAUCCCGCUCCACGCGGCAGGCCCGUUCUCGAGAGGAGAGAAAGGUCUGCCAAAUCACUAUGUUUCAUCGUACACACCAACCCUUUCUGCCCUCCUGCGGUGCCAAAAACCACGUCACGUCAUCAACGACAAGACCCCGCCACGGGUUUUGGCGAUAGGACAGGCAGCACCCACUGGUGGUUUUGCAAAGCUCGGGACCGUUGAUGAAGAACUCGACUCACUUCAAAGCAUCUUAGCGCCGGCCAUUCCGAUGACACGAAUGACCGGCGAAGGCGCAACACGCUCAGAGUCCCUCCGCGCUAUUCAUUCAAGCCCUUGGGUUCACCUUUCCUGCCAUGGGAAGCAAGAUGUGACUCGCCCUCUCAAGUCAUGCUUUGCCAUGAGCGACGGACCUCUGAUGCUCUUGGACAUCGUUCGCGCACCAUCCGAAUCCGUGCAGUGUUCGGAAUUUGCAUUCUUGUCGGCGUGCCACACUGCCGCUGGGGAUCGUACAACCCCAGACGAAGUUGUGCAUCUUGCUGCUGCGAUGCAGUUUGCUGGUUUUAGGGGAGUUGUUGGAACUAUGUGGGCUGUGGAUGACGCUGUCGUGGUCAACAUGGUCUCGGCUUUUUAUGAAGCCCUCCUCGAAAAUUCACCAGAGGGACUAAAUUCUGAGCACGCAGCACUGGCUUUGAAUACAGCUGCAAAGAGAGUGGAUAAAAGUGUUGUUCCACUGGAACAAAGGAUUGUAUUCAUCCAUAUUGGAGCAUGA
This is a messenger RNA of Suillus subaureus, 3436 nucleotides long. Its product is annotated as CHAT domain-containing protein. The coding region runs from base 275 to 3436 and encodes 1053 amino acids. The transcript has 3 exons. The record is from RefSeq and is a predicted model, not a curated record. Gene Ontology annotation, molecular function: protein binding. Lineage: Eukaryota; Fungi; Basidiomycota; Agaricomycetes; Boletales; Suillaceae.